This is a messenger RNA of Polyodon spathula (Mississippi paddlefish), 4896 nucleotides long. RefSeq names its product ranBP-type and C3HC4-type zinc finger-containing protein 1-like. Gene Ontology annotation, cellular component: LUBAC complex. The coding region runs from base 172 to 2328 and encodes 718 amino acids. Gene Ontology annotation, molecular function: ubiquitin-protein transferase activity; ubiquitin binding. Gene Ontology annotation, biological process: positive regulation of canonical NF-kappaB signal transduction; proteasome-mediated ubiquitin-dependent protein catabolic process; protein linear polyubiquitination. The transcript is spliced from 14 exons. The record is from RefSeq and is a predicted model, not a curated record. NCBI's taxonomy places the organism in Eukaryota, Metazoa, Chordata, Actinopteri, Acipenseriformes, Polyodontidae.
UUGUGAACUGCGUGUCUGUCAUGUCAAUGUUACAAUCCGGCGCUUCCUGCAUUGGAAAAGGAAGUUGUUACCAGUACUUUCUCACGAAAGCAGCAGUUUAUUUGACUCAAACAGAAUAUAUACUAUAUAUAUAUAUAUAUAUAUAUAUAUAUAUAUAUAUAUAUAAGUCUAAUGGCUUUGAGCUCCGAGGGCCGGGCACAGCCCCCGUCUCUCUCCUUUAUGGGGCUCUCACAGGCCGGCUGCAGCACCGUUCUCAUGUCGGUGCGGGUCUCCGUCUGCCACUCGGGUAUCAGACCGCUGUGUUUACCCGGGGCCGAAGACGAGUCGCUCCGGCUCCAACUCAGUAUGGAUCCGGGGAAGGCAGGGGAAUUCCGCCUAGCGCUGCGGGACACCAGUGGCGCCAGUACAGGCAGGAGCGUGUCCAUCGUGGAGUACAACCUGCGUGACAUCCGCUACGAGCUGAAGAGCAGUCGCUGUCACGAACUGGCGCUGCUGGGACAGCCUGACGAGCGCAUGACCUUCAACUUCAAGGAUGAGAAGGAGGCUCAGGAGUGGUCGACCAUCAUCACCACCUCUGUGCGCGAGGUGCAGAGAGUGGCUGCCACCUCCUCGGGUGCCCCCCUGAAUGUGCCCUCCUCUCGGGCACAGGACCGCACACUGCAGCUUGAACACCUGUUACCCAAAGCCUCUGCUGAAUUGCCCAGGACAGAGGAGCUGUCUGCCCAGCUGUCCCAAGCUAUCGAGGCCGGAGAGCUGCAGACAGCUUCCGAUUGUGCAGUGGCACUUGCUCGCCAGCAGGUGGCACUGCGCAUCCAGCAAAAAGAGAGUAACUACAUGGAGAGGGAGAUUAGUAUAAAGGUAGGGGUGGAAGAUGCUACAAGUUCCUGUUGUGUCACUGUGAAAGUCUUCCCCUACAUGACCAUCUCCUCACUAAAGCAGCAGGUAUUCCGUGACUACGGCUUCCACUCACGUGUGCAGCGCUGGGUUAUUGGGCAGAGCCUGUGCGCGGACAGUCGAACGCUGGCCUCCUAUGGGGUGCGGCGUGAUGGUGACACUGCAUUUCUGUACCUGGUGUCGGCGCGGCAGGCUCGGCUCUCUCGCCAGCGCUACGAAGAGGAGCAGGAGAUCACCAUGCUGUCUGCCGGGGAGCCCCUCAGCAAUGGCAACCGACUGCCCCCACUGGACAGGAGGGACUAUAGCACCCUGCCCACCAGAAUGCCACAGAAUAGAGUUCCCGUGAGAGAUGGCGGGGCUGAGCGGAUGGGUGUUGGUGACAUCAGAGAGCUGAUCAACCUAGAGAUGCUUCAGCUGAACGAGGCUCUGAGUCUCAACCCAGCCAACAGAGCCCCCAGCUCAGCAGUGGCAGCUGGCCCUCAGACUGGCUGGUCUUGUCCUUCCUGCACCUACAUUAACAAGCCCACGCGGCCGGGCUGUGAAAUCUGCAGCCAUGACCGCCCCGUAGACUACGUGGUACCGGGGGGGUACCAGCCCGACGAGGAGGAGCUCUGGAGGAUCCAACAGGAGAAGGAGGCAGUCUGGCAGUACCAGCAGGUUCGUGACGCGCAGCGCAGGCUGAACUUCGAGACGCUGCUGCAGACAGACUCGCAGGACCUGGUUCGGAACCAGCAGGGGGUGGAGUGUCGGAUCUGCUACCUGGAGCUGGGGCCAGGGGAGGGGGUGCUGCUGAGAGAGUGUCUGCACUGCUUCUGCAGAGAUUGCCUGCGAUCGGUGAUCAAUCUGAGUGACGAUCCUGAAGUGUCUUGCCCCUAUCGUGACGAAGCGUACGCCUGUCACAGCAAGAUCCAGGAGCGUGAGAUCCGUGCACUGGUGUCUCCGGAGCAGUAUCGUUGUUACCUGGACCGUGGUCUUGCAGUGGCGGAGUCUUGCUCUGACAGCAGCUAUCAUUGUGCUACUCCAGACUGCCGGGGCUGGUGCGAGUAUGAGGACAGUGUCAACGAGUUCCCCUGCCCCAUCUGCAAAAAGCGCAACUGUCUGCUGUGCAAGGCAAUUCAUGAGGGAAUGAACUGUCGGCAGUAUCAGGAUGACCUGCAGUUCCGCGCCGUCAAUGACUCGGCCGCACGCAAAACUACUGAGAUGCUCAAUACCCUGGUCCAGACAGGUGAAGCCAUGCAGUGCCCCAAGUGCAGGAUCAUCGUUCAGAAGAAGGAGGGCUGUGAUUGGAUACGCUGCACCGUGUGUCACACCGAGAUCUGCUGGGUCACCAAGGGGCCGCGCUGGGGGUCGGGGGGCCCGGGAGAUAUCAGUGGCGGGUGCCGGUGUAAUGUCAACAGACAGAGGUGCCAUCCACAGUGCCAGAACUGCCACUAGCGCCACCUGUGCUGACAUCCGGUACUGCAAGGAGGCAGUGAAGAUGGUUAGUGAAGACAGCUGGGUUCAGCUCAGGAAACAGAGACUGACAGUGUGCUGAAGUCCUGCUCACCUCAUUGCUAACCCACGCAGACAGCAACGCUAGGCAAUACCUCAGAAGAGCACAGUGGUAUUGUUGGAGUUUGGAAUCUGAUGUAUUCACAUUUUAGUUUUGUUAGAUUCUGGCAUUUCUUUAACACUGUGAUAUGUGAAUACUAAACAUAAAAAAUAUAUAAUAAUGUAACACUUGAGGCAUGCAGCAGCUUUCAUAUUAUAUUAGAGCAAGCGCAGUAGAAAGCUUUGGGAUGAGUCGACGUGUAAAACCUCUCCACAAUAGUAGGCUGCUCUGACCUUGAGUGGGUGAAAAUAUGCUGAUGUCUUACACAACACCCUGUGCUACAUAUUGUUUUUAUAACAUCUAGUUUUAACAAGAAGAAUUAAACAGUAUAGCUAAUUGUAAUGUGUCAGCUUUUCUACAUGAUACAACAAGCCAUGUGAAACAGCCAUCUGAAAUCUCUCUGUAUCUGGUAGCUUGCAUCACAUCAGUGUCAGGGUCUACUACAUGUUACAGUACUAUACAGUAUUCACAGUGCUUUCUUAUAGAUAGAUUUUUCAAUGUUUUGAUGGUUAAAUUACAGUAUUUAUCAUAAAACUGCUCUGGGCUGUUAUCGGAUGCUUUAAAAAGGUCUAGAAAUGUAAUUCAUCUCUUUUGAUAUGGAACUUGGUAAAUGAGCCCCACAUGACAUCUGUCUGGUUUGCUGGUGCUCACUGUAAAGACCCUUAUAAAAGUUUCCCAUAGUAAAAGCAUCAGUGUAAUAAAGCAUAGCUAAGCAUUGUAAAGUACGGAGAGGUAUAGGAAAGCAUGUGCCAAACCAUGGUAGACUUAUAAAUCAGUAUAAUCAUGCAAAAAUUGCAAUAUUACAAAAUUACAGACAGAGAAAAAUCUGCUGUCAAGCAGGUUUCAAGAUGAAAGGGGAUCAGGAGAAACUGCAAACCUUUUGUGAGAAAAGAGGUAGGAGAAUAUGCUGACAGAUCAUAUGAAUUUGAGGGAGAGAACAGAUGAGAAUGAGACCAGAGUUUAACAACUCACUUCUUGUUAGAGAAAAAGGCAGCAUCAUUUUGAAGGUCUUUUUCAGCCGUGUACGGUUUUACCUGUUAGCUGUAGGGUGUGCUUUCAUUAUGAUGACCUCUCUUGCAAUUCUGUCUGUUCAAACUGCACAGAAACUGUUCUAUAGAGACACCCUACACGGUGUAGUAAAGUAUUACUCAAACUCAUGAAUUCCUAUUAAACAAGCAUGGAAAGGGUUAUUUAUUUAUUUUACUCCAGUUCUGAGCACUGGAUGACAUUUACUGCAUACACAAAUCCAUAACAGUGGUUGGUGAAUUUCUUGUGUGUGAUUUAGAAAACAAAAUGCAUAUGCGCAUUGUAAUUGGGUAUAUGAACUCUAUAUAGAUUGGAACGCCACAAUCUGAAGGUUGAGAUGAGCGGAGUGCGAAUCAGCGUUUCUGGCGCAGAGCUGAUAAGUGGCGGGUAGAUAUUGAUUCCUGAUCAAUGCAAUGGACUAACAGUCUGCAGUUAGGAGACGUGCAUGAAUGUAGUAAUCUAGACGGGUGCUGGUUAAGAGUAGAGCAUGCUAAAUGACACCCCCAUUCAUACUUUGUUGUUUAACACGUUUAUAGUUGUGGGUCUCUCAUCUCAACCGGACUGUACACUCCUAAAGACAAACUUAUUUUUCAAAGUGCCUCAAAAACUGCUAAAAUGCACUUCUGCGAUUCUCAAUGUAUGUUUCUGGAACUUGGCGGUUUCUGACCCAUCUGUAUUCUUGCAUUUUCUUGUGUUGCUCAUUAAAAAUUAAUCCCAUCACUACUGCAUUGCUUUUACCUCUGGCCAUAUCAAUGAUGCAUUUGUGAAAUAAGGAAAGAGCAUUGUAUAGCCUGAUGUUUUAAAAAGCAGACCAUUCCCCAAUGUAGUUUUAGUGUAGGCACAGGUUUGCUGCCAUCACUGAGAUAAAUAUAGAUUUGAACAAUGACAUACAAGCCCUUAUUACAGUCCAGAAAGCAUGGAACAUUUUUUGGAACACUCUUGCUAAACCGAUAACAAUUUACACAAAGACAUUAGUCUGAGCUGAUACUGUAAAUUAUUCAGCGAGAAGGAAACUCUAUAGCUAGACUGUCCACAUAGCUCCACAAAUCUACAAACCUUUUUAAUAUCAGUUCAAUAGGACAAUAAGCAGAGUGUAUCACCAUUGCCAUGGCAAAAUAAGCAUUCAAACAGAGGCUAGAUCGAUGACUGUUCUUACAAAAAAGUGAUAUAGCUGCUUGGACAUCCAUUGAGAGACAGAUUAUACAUUAUUAUUUUCUUAUUCUAUUAGUGUAUGACCAACUACAGCGCUCCCUUAAUAUUUCCCUAUUCCAUAAUUCACUAAUCUUGUUAAUUCACCAUUAGUCCUUGCUGACAAUAAACUGUGCAGGUCCUAUAUUUUCCUGUAUAAGGGCCCUUAGCUAAUUCAUGGUUUUCAAUACUUCAGU